Molecule: messenger RNA, 2091 nt
Organism: Glycine soja
Lineage: Eukaryota; Viridiplantae; Streptophyta; Magnoliopsida; Fabales; Fabaceae
Product: scarecrow-like protein 32
Exons: 1
Coding region: 289-1671 (460 amino acids)
Biological process (GO): regulation of DNA-templated transcription
Cellular component (GO): nucleus
Molecular function (GO): DNA-binding transcription factor activity; sequence-specific DNA binding
Source: RefSeq, a predicted model, not a curated record
AUUUGCACUAAUUUUUUUUUGCUAGACUAACCUGACUCUGCUUUAUAUAUAUGUCUUGAUGUAACCCUUCGAUGCCAUGCCCUUCCUUCGCUAAAUAUGUUAAGAUUCACACAAAGUAAGUAGCUAUCAAACCAUUCCUUCCGCUUUGCCUCUCUACCUUUCAAUAUUCCUGAACUCACUAGUUACACAGAACCUUAAUCAAGCAAAUACCAUAAAACCAUAUAUCUUACUCUUCAACCACUUCUUCUCCACCGUUGUUUCUCAUUUCUCACUACUUCCAACACUCCCAUGCACGUCACGUCGUCACAAAGCCACAUGAAAGCCGAGCUAAAGGGCACGACGUCCAUUUCCUUUCAAAACCCUACCACCACUCUCUUCAACAACCCUCUCUCGGGAGCACUCAAAGGGUGCCUCGGAAGCCUCGAUGGGGCAUGUAUUGAGAAGCUCUUGCUCCACUGUGCCAGUGCUUUGGAGAGCAAUGACGUCACCUUGGCUCAACAAGUCAUGUGGGUGCUCAACAACGUUGCUUCCCCUGUGGGGGACACUAACCAAAGGCUCACCUCGUGGUUCCUAAGGGCCUUAAUCUCCAGGGCUUCAAGAAUUUGCCCCACUGCCAUGAGUUUCAAAGGAAGCAACACCAUUCAAAGGAGGUUGAUGAGCGUCACCGAGCUUGCCGGGUAUGUGGAUCUAAUUCCUUGGCAUAGGUUUGGUUAUUGUGCAUCCAACAAUGAGAUUUACAAAGCAAUAACGGGGUUCCAAAGGGUGCAUAUUGUAGAUUUUAGCAUAACUCAUUGUAUGCAAUGGCCUACUUUUAUAGAUGCUUUAGCAAAAAGGCCCGAAGGACCCCCUUCACUUAGAAUCACGGUUCCAUCUUGUAGACCACAUGUACCCCCCUUGGUCAAUAUAUCAAUACAUGAAGUUGGGUUACGUUUAGGAAAUUUUGCUAAGUUCAGAGAUGUCCCUUUUGAAUUCAAUGUUAUAGGAAAUACAGGACCAUUAACAACAGCGGAAUUGAGUGAUGAAUCAACUAAUUUUCACUUUGAAGCAAUGUUAAGUCUCUUGAAUCCUACCAUGCUAAACCUUAGGGAAGAUGAGGCUUUGGUCAUAAACUGCCAAAAUUGGCUACGCUAUUUGUCUGAUGAUAGAAAGGGAAUUAGCCGCCAAAGUCUGUCGCUUAGGGAUGCUUUUUUGAAUAUAAUCAAAGGUCUUAACCCCCGGAUUGUGCUCUUGGUUGAUGAAGAUUGUGAUCUUAGUGCAUCAAGUCUCACAUCAAGAAUAACCACAUGUUUUAACCAUAUGUGGAUACCCUUUGAUGCAUUGGAGACUUUUUUGCCCAAAGAUAGUUGUCAGAGGUCAGAGUUUGAAUCCGACAUAGGCCAGAAGAUUGAGAACAUCAUAAGCUACGAAGGGCACCAAAGAAUAGAGAGGUCGGAAUCUGGGGUGCAAAUGUCCCAAAGAAUGAAAAAUGUGGGCUACCUCAGUGUUCCAUUUUGUGAUGAAACUGUUAGGGAAAUAAAAGGUUUGCUAGAUGAGCAUGCUAGUGGGUGGGGGAUGAAAAGAGAAGAAGGUAUGUUAGUUCUCACGUGGAAAGGAAACAGCUGUGUGUUUGCGACAGCUUGGGUCCCUUGUGAAAUGAGGGAUCAUAUCGGCAUUGAUGCAGGCCUGUCUUAAACACACUUCAUGAGAGGCAAGUUUGGACCUACCAUGAGGAUGGGGUUGCAAAUUGCAAUUGCUUAAUUCAGUGGUCCAAAGAGGAGAGGCAGAGGAAUUUCAUCUCUUUGUGAAAGUUUUGAAGUUGAUCUGCAAAAGACAACUAGAGAAAACGGCUGCAUUAUGAGAAUUAUUACUAUUGACAACUUUGUAAUGGAGCUCUAUAAAGUUGGGUCACAUGAAAGGCAAAAGGGAGAAAAAAAAAUGUGUACGCUGUCCUUUUAGUAUGAGACAAAUUUGUCUCUUUUGUUUCUUUUAUGCAGCUUUAACUUGUUUCUGCUCAGAGCUUUAGGUAUAACUUAUAAGAGGUUGUAUGGAAAUCUCUCUCUUAUUAUUACCUAGUAGUUCUAAUAAUGAAAAUUUUCAGAUUAAUUAUUAGCA